Molecule: messenger RNA, 3461 nt
Organism: Anolis sagrei ordinatus
Lineage: Eukaryota; Metazoa; Chordata; Lepidosauria; Squamata; Anolidae
Gene: ITGAV
Product: integrin subunit alpha V
Biological process (GO): cell adhesion mediated by integrin; integrin-mediated signaling pathway; cell-matrix adhesion
Cellular component (GO): external side of plasma membrane; integrin complex
Molecular function (GO): integrin binding
Source: RefSeq, a predicted model, not a curated record
AUGAAUGUAACAGGCUGGGGAGCGCUCCCUCUCCUUCUCCCUCUCUCUCUCUCUCUCUCUCUCCCUCAGUCCCUGGCUGUGAUUAUUCCUCCUCCCGUCCCUCCUCCUCCGGCCUGGCGGGUUGGCGAGGCGACUUCGGGCCACUUUCCGCGUCUUUCUCCGGGCUCCUGCCUGCGCGCCAUGGCCGGCCGCCCUUGGCUCCCUCUCCUCCCUCUCCUCCUCUUCUUGGCUUUGCCGCCCGGCCGGCCUUUCAACCUGGACGUGGAAAGCCCCGCCGUUUACUCCGGAGCGGAAGGCAGCUACUUCGGCUUCGCCGUGGAUUUCUUCGCCCCGGAUCGCGCCUCGAUGUCUCUCCUGGUGGGUGCUCCAAAAGCAAACACAAGUCAACCUGGAAUUGUACAAGGUGGCCAGGUACUAAAAUGCAACUGGAACUCUAACAGAAGAAACUGCCAGCCAAUUGUAUUUGAUACCACAGGCAAUAGAGACUUUGCCGUAAAUGAUCCGUUGGAAUUCAAAUCAAAUCAGUGGUUUGGUGCAUCGGUGAGAUCUAAAGAUGAUAAAAUUUUGGCGUGUGCUCCACUGUAUCAUUGGAGAACUGAGCAGAAAGCAGAGCGGGAACCUGUGGGAACUUGUUAUCUUCGUGACGGGUCUAAAAUUGUUGAAUAUGCUCCCUGCAGGUCAACAAAUAUUGACGCAGAAGGGCAGGGCUUUUGUCAAGGUGGAUUUAGCAUUGACUUCACUCAGGCUGACAGAGUACUUCUUGGAGGACCUGGCAGCUUUUAUUGGCAAGGUCAGCUUAUUUCAGAUGAGGUGGCUGAGAUUGUGUCAAAAUACAAUGCUAAAGCCCACACUACCAAGUAUGAAAACCAGUUAGCAACACGGUCAGCCAGUGCUGCUUUUGACGACAGCUACUUGGGUUAUUCAGUAGCUGUGGGAGAUUUUGAUGGCGAUAACAUAGAAGAUUUUGUGUCUGGAGUCCCAAGAGCAGCAAGGACUUUGGGCAUGGUGUCCAUUUACAAUGGAAAAACCAUGGCAUCCAUGUACAACUUUACUGGAGAACAGAUGGCUGCAUACUUUGGAUAUUCUGUAGCUGCCACAGAUAUCAAUGGUGAUGAUUAUGCAGAUUUACUCGUAGGAACCCCACUUUUCAUGGACCGAGGCUCUGAUGGCAAACUUCUAGAAGUGGGCCAGGUGUCUAUUUACCUUCAACAAGCCUCUGGAGGCUUUCAGAGUCCAGUCAUGAAGCUGAAUGGCUUUGAAGUCUUUGCGAGGUUCAGCAGUUCAAUUGCACCUUUGGGAGACCUUGACCAAGAUGGCUUCAAUGACAUUGCAGUUGCAGCUCCUUAUGGCGGAGAAGAUAGGAAGGGCCUGGUUUAUAUCUACAAUGGGAGACCUACAGGUUUGAAUGGAGUGCCAUCUCAAGUCCUUGAAGGGCAGUGGGCCUCAGAGACAAUGCCACCAAGCUUUGGAUAUUCACUGAAGGGAGCUACUGACGUGGACAAAAAUGGCUAUCCAGACUUGGUCGUGGGAGCUUUUGGUGUUGACAAAGUUGCCUUAUAUAGGGCCCGGCCAGUCAUCACUGUAAAUGCUGUACUGGAAGUUACACCAGCAAUUCUAAACCCAGAAGACAAAUCCUGUGAAGACAAUGGCCAGAAAUUUUCUUGUUUCAAAGUGAAGUUCUGCUUGAAAGCUGAGGGCAAAGGAAAUCUCCCCAGGGAGCUCACUUUCCACGUGGAGUUGCUGUUGGACAAACUGAAGCAAAAAGGGGCCAUAAGGAGAGCUCUGUUCUUUCACAGUAGGCAGUCUGGUCACUCCAAGAACAUGACGGUCCCAAGAGGAGGUCGGAUGAGUUGUGAAGAACUUCAGGCUUUCUUGAGGGAUGAAUCUGAAUUUAGAGACAAGCUUACACCAAUCACAGUCUUUAUGGAAUAUCAACUAGAUUACAAAACGGCUUCUGAUUCUACAGGCUUACAGCCCAUCCUCAACAUAUUUACUCCUGCAAAUAUUAGCAGACAGGCUCAUAUUCUUUUGGACUGCGGUGGUGACAAUAUAUGCCAGCCCGACUUGCAAGUGACUGUUGACAGUGAUCAGAAGCAGAUCUAUGUUGGAGACGACAACCCUUUAACUCUCAUCAUCAAUGCCCAGAACCUUGGAGAGGGAGCCUAUGAAGCUGAACUCUUUGUCACCGUCCCACCUCAAGCAGACUUCAUUGGCAUCGUUCGCAACAAUGAGGCUUUAGCAAGACUUGCGUGUGCCUUUAAAACUGAGAAUCAGACUCGGCUGGUUGUCUGUGACCUUGGAAAUCCUAUGAAAGCAGGGACAAAACUCUCAGCUGGCCUUCAUUUCAGCGUUCACCAAGAAUCAGAGAUGGACACCUUUGUGAAGUUUGACUUGCAAAUCCGUAGCUCAAACCUGUACAACAAUGAAAGCCCCACGGUUUCAUACCAAGUGGACUUAGCCAUCUUAGCAGCAGUAGAAAUCAGAGGGGUCUCUUCACCUGAUCACAUCUUUCUUCCAAUUCCUAACUGGCAACCCAAGGAGAAUCCAGAAACAGAAGAUGACAUUGGGCCCCUGGUUCAACAUAUCUAUGAGCUCCGAAAUAAUGGCCCAAGUGCCUUCAGCAAAGUGAUGCUCAACCUUCAGUGGCCUUACAAGUAUAACAACAAUACUCUUCUGUAUAUUAUCAAGUAUGAAAUAGAAGGACCCAUGUCCUGCACCUCGGAUAUGGAGAUUAACCCACUAAAAAUAAAGAUGUCAGCUUCAGAAGGAGAUGAAAAGAAUGAGACAAUUAAUGGGGAAAAUACCAGGGAUCACAAUAUCAACCGGAGAGACCUCAGUGCUGCCGAGGGAGAUGUGCAAACUUUGGGCUGUGGAACUGCUGAAUGUUUAAAGAUUGUCUGCCAAGUUGGUCGCCUGGAGAGGGGGAAGACUGCAGUUCUGUAUUUAAAGUCUCGCCUUUGGACUCAGACCUUCAUGAAUAAAGAAAACCAGAAUCAUUCCUAUUCUCUCAAGUCGUCAGCUUCUUUCAACGUCAUUGAGUUCCCCUACAAGAACCUUCCCUUCCCUGAAGAUGUCCACAACUCUACAAUAGUUACCACAAAUAUCUUGUGGGGCAUUCAGCCAGCCCCCAUGACAGUGCAAGUAUGGGUGAUUAUAGUAGCUGUCCUAGCAGGAUUGUUACUUUUAGCACUUCUCGUCUUUGUAAUGCACAAGGUGGGUUUCUUCAAACGUGUGCGGCCGCCUCAAGAAGAACAAGAAAGGGAACAGCUGCAGCCCCAUGAAAAUGGGGAAGGGACCUCAGAAGCUUAAGCAGUGUUUUAGCUGUUUCAUUUGCCAACAGUUUAGAAUUAUCCACAUCUUCCUGUAAAAAUGUGUAUUUUCUUCCUUGAGGGACAGACAGUCCAGCACAGCACUGCAAAAUACCUUUUGACAUUGACAAUAGUCUGAAAUUAACUCCAAAA